UUUAAUUAUUUAAAUAGAUAAUGAUUUCUUAGUCACACUGACUCUAACACCACACUUGCCAGACCGAGGAAAGAAGCAACUGCCAGUUCCUUCCAAUCUAAUGUUGGCUAUUUGAUGCAGAUAUUGUGCUUAUGGGUUCUUUGUUUAGCAUGACUAAUACCAAGAGCAAUCAAAGUGAGCCUAAGGAAAUCUCUUGUAAUGAGACCUGCAAGAGGCAAAGAAUGUCAGCAGCCACAGCUGAAGAAUGUCCAAGGCUUAUUCCUAAUCUCCCUGAUGAGUUAUCCAUUCAGAUUAUUGCUAGACUUCCUAGAGUUUGUUACUACAAUAUAAGGCUGGUGUCUAGGAAGUGGAAAGCAACUAUCAUGAGUUCUGAAUUGUAUAAAGUAAGGAAAGAGAUUGGAACAACCGAAGAGUGGCUAUAUCUGCUGGUUAGGGAUAUGGAAAACAAACUCUUAUGGCAUGCUCUAGACCCGCGUUCCGGAAUAUGGCAGAGACUUCCGGUGAUGCCCAGUGUCGUCGAUGUAGAAAAUUCUCGGAAGGGUUCUUCUAGGUUUUGGAUGUGGAACAUGGUUGAAGGUAUCAGAAUUGCUGAGAUUAUCAGAGGUCUUCUUGGACGGAAGGAUGCACUGGAUGACAUGCCUUUUUGUGGUUGUUCCUUUGGAGCUGUUGAUGGAUGUCUCUAUGUUCUGGGUGGAUUCUCUAAAGCUUCAACUAUGAAAUCUGUUUGGCGAUAUGAUCCAAUACAAAAUGUAUGGAAGAAGAUUGAUUCUAUGUCUACAGGUAGAGCAUAUUGCAAGACAGGAAUCUUAAACAACAAGCUUUAUGUUGUUGGAGGGGUUAGUCAAGGUCAAGCAGGGUUGAUUCCUCUUCGGUCUGCUGAGGUUUUUGACCCUUUUACUGAUACAUGGUCUGAUGUACCUAGUAUGCCAUUUUCCAGAGCUGGAGUGCUGCCUACAGUUUUUCUGGCUGACAUGUUAAGGCCUAUUGCCACCGGGCUAACCUCGUACAAAGGGAGGUUAUAUGUUCCUCAGAGUUUGUAUUCAUGGCCCUUUUUUGUUGAUGUUGGGGGAGAAAUAUAUGAUCCAGAGACAAAUUCAUGGAUAGAAAUGCCAAAUGGAAUGGGUGAAGGAUGGCCAAUUAAGCAGGCAGGAACAAAACUGAGUGUUGUGGUGAAUGAUGAAUUAUAUGCUUUUGAUCCUUCAAAUUCUGUGGAUAAUGGAAGGAUCAAGGUGUAUGAUGAAGGAGAGGAUGCAUGGAAAGUUGUUAUUGGAAAAGUCCCUGUAUAUGACUUUUCCAAUUCAGAGUCUUCUUAUCUGUUAGCAGGUUUCCAUGGAAAGCUUCAUUUCAUUGCAAAAGAUUCCAAGCGUGAUAUUGCUGUUCUGCAGGCUGUUCCAUGCAGCAAUUUGGAUUAUUCAGCAUCAGCCUCAACCUCAACACCUCCAUCACCCAAAUUCAUGGAGGAUGAUGAAUUGUUCAUAGAUUCGGCUGCAGAAACAGAUACAGUUGUUUGGGUAGAAGUUGCCAAUAAGAGUUUUGGACAGGCUGAACUCAUCAACUGCCAAGUUAUUGAUAUCUAAACUCAUACCAAGCAACAAAUCUCACAGUCAAUAUCUCAGUUUACUGUAAGUUAUGCAUCGUAAUAAUGAGUUAUGUAAUAGUUUCUAUUUAGUUAGUAUUACUAUGAGAAGUAAAUGGGUUGCAUACUUUUGCUUGUUGCUAGGAACUCAAAUAUAAUAGGUUAAAUUACAUAUAUGGUCUCUAUUUUGGUUCAGUCAAUCCAAUUCUAUAAUUUGAUAUUUUUUUGAA
Messenger RNA from Vigna unguiculata (cowpea), 1806 nucleotides. RefSeq names its product F-box/kelch-repeat protein At1g22040 pseudogene. The record is from RefSeq and is a predicted model, not a curated record. Lineage: Eukaryota; Viridiplantae; Streptophyta; Magnoliopsida; Fabales; Fabaceae.